Molecule: messenger RNA, 3652 nt
Organism: Thecamonas trahens ATCC 50062
Lineage: Eukaryota; Apusomonadida; Apusomonadidae
Exons: 1
Coding region: 1168-3624 (818 amino acids)
Source: RefSeq, a predicted model, not a curated record
CACCUUCCUCCCUAUCUCUUUUCCUUGAAUAGCCCCAGUUGGCGCUAACUCUCUUCUUUUCCUCUUUACCUUUAUCAUGCGCAUGUCGACCAUGCUUACUUCUGCGCUCUGCUGCGCCAUCGCCGUCUUUCUCGUUCUCGUCCCGUCGACCUCGGCCGACAUCACUUUCAACUCGAUUAUCGACUGGGACAACUCGACGGUGACGUACCCGCCGCUCUCCCGCUCUGGUGCUGCCGUUGCCCUUGUUGGCGACAUCGACGGCGACGGCAUUGGUGACGCGGUCUUUGGCUCGCCACUUGCCAACCUUGGCGACGGCUCCAUCACUCUCGUCUUCCUCAACGCCGACGGCACUGUCAAGGCGUCGCGUGUUCUCUCGGGUGCCGACCCGGCACUCACCGCCCACCUCUCGCUCUCGCUCGGCCAGUUUGGCUCGGCAUCGCCGGCCCAGGCGAUCUCGAUGGCGACUCGGUGCCUGACCUCCUUGUUGGCGCUCCGGCCCUCAACGGCGCCACGGGCAAGGUCUUUGUCCUCUUCCUCAACGUCGAUGGCUCGAUCAAGGGCGUCAACGUCCUCGCGAACGGCAUUGGCCCCGGCACCCUCGGCACCACCCUUCUCCCUGGCGAGCUCUUUGGUGCUGGUCUCUCGGUUGUUGCCGGCGUGCCUGGCGUCAACCCCGCUCUUGAGGUUGUCGUCGUCAUCGGCCUCGCCGCCGGUCGCGACCGCGUCACCCUUCUCCCGCACGGCGCAAUCAUCAUCGCCACCCUCUCGCGGACCGACGGCUCGCUCAUCUCUCACUCGAUCCUCGACAACUCGGCUCCCGCUCUGGCGGGCAUUGCCCAGGACUCCGGCUUUGGCACUGCCAUUGCCGCCGCCGACAUCCGCGGCACCGGCUCACCGGUUCUCGCCAUCGGUGCCCCGCUCCAUGGCGCGCUUGCCGGUCGCGUCUACCUUCUCGACAUCGACUGGGCAACCCACGCCGUCGUCCAGGUCUCCAUUCUUGAGGCCGGUACCCUUGGCUUCCUCCCGUCGCCGCUUCUUGGUGCCAAUGCCAAGCUCGGCUCCAGCCUUGCCCUUGCCGACCUCGACGGCGACGGUGCCAUCGAUCUGGUGGCCGGCGCCUCGGGCGCUCUUGACCUCGGCCCCGACUACGGCGUCAUCAACGUUCUCAUGCUGAAUGCGUCUGCCACCGACCUCGCUGUUGUUGACUUUUCACGCAUCUCCUACUCGGCCGUCCCUGCCCUUCAGUCGCUCCUCUCUAUUGGCGCCGAGAUCGGCGCCUCGGUCGCCGUCGGCAACAUCGACCUCACCGCCUGCGUCGACAUUGUCCUCGGCGGCCCGGCCGCCAACCUCGCCUCCGGUCACGUCUGGGUUGGCGCUUGUGAGCACGUUACCCCGUCACCGCCGCCGCCGCCGUCCCCGGGCACUCCGUCGCCGCCGUCCCCGGGCACUCCGUCGCCGCCCACCACGCCGCCGUCGCCGCCGCCGGCAUCGUCGACGACUUCAGACGAGACCCGACCCAUCGUGUGGCACCAUUCACCGUCAGCCUCACCGGUCGCCGGUGGUACUGUCAUGACUCUCACCACCGACUCGACCAUCGUCGAUUUUACCACCGCUUCGGCGGUCACCGUCGAGGUCGCCGUCUACGCAUCGGCCGACGAUGAGUCCCCGACCUGGGUCACGGUGGAAGCAACCGUCAACGCCGCCGGCGAGGUCUCUUUCACCUCGCCGCCGUCUGCCAAGGCUGGCUACACCCAUGUCCGCGUCGUCGCCCACGACGAAGCCACUGACUCGGCCACCCGCUACUGGGUCACUGGCUCGAUGUACUACGUCGACUCGGAGUGCACCGAUCCCGGCUUUGUCCUCGUCGAUGGCGUCUGCCGCGACUGCUCAGACUUUGAGGGCGCGUACUGCCCUGGUGGCGAUCGGUUCUGGGCUCGUCCGGGCUACUGGAACGAUGAUGAGUCGACACCUCCCGAGCGCUGCCCGGUGCCUGACGACUGUCCCGGCUACUCGUCUGGCCACGCCUCGGUCCCGCCGUCGUCCGAUGACUCAUCUGGCAACGGCGCUGGUGCCGACGGCUUUGGCACCUCGUCGCAUGCCUCGUGUGCCCGUGGCCGCACUGGCCACCAGUGUACCUCGUGUGAUACUGGCUUCCACAUGGCCUCGUUUGGGACGUGCAUGCCGUGCGAAGCCGAUGUCACCCGCACCAUCAUCAUCCUCUUCUUCAUUCUCUUUUGCAUCAUCGUCGCUCUCGUCCUCGGCUGCGCCUCGCGCCGCAAGGCUGGCAUGUUUGUUGUCACCCUCAUGUCUCUCCAGCUCCUCGCUCUUGCCAUCCGCUACCUCGUCGGCCUCUCUUCGGGCAUCCCUGGCGUCUCAUCGUUCCGGACUCAGGCCGUCCGCUGGUCGGGCAUCAUUCUCUUUGAUCCGGAGGUCUUUGCCAUCGGCUGCACCAAGACUUGGACCGGCCCCUACUUUGUUGCCCUCUACUGCAUCCUUGUCCUCUUUGCCGCCUUUAUGGUCUUUGUGGGCGCCAUCAUCGGUGCCAUCAUCCACUCGCGCCUCCACUCUAAGGACGGCGACCUCGAGCUCUCUGUUCCGCUUUGGGAGCACGGCUCGUCGCUCGGCUCCAUCGUUGCCUCUACCUCGCUCCUCAGCAUGCAGCCCUCGAACGCCUCGCUUGCUCGUCAGAACACCACCGGCAGCUUUAUCGGACGCUACGCCGACUCGUCGGACAAUGGCUCACCGAUGAACUCGCCGCGCGGCAAGGGCGCGUCUCGUCGCGGCUCGCGCAGUUCGCGCGGUUCGCGCGGUUCGCGCGGCUCGCGUGGUUCGCGCGGCUCGACCACCUGUGACUCGUCGGAUUCCGAUACCAUGGUCUCCGAGUGGACCCAGGACAUGCCGCACACGGUGCCGCUGCGAUCGUGGGUCGCCUACGGCAUGGCCUUUAUGGCUUCGGUCUUCUACACUCCGCUCGCCUACCGCACCUUUGUUGGCCUCCGCUGCUUCUACGCCGCCGAUCACGUCCAGCGCCUCGACUACGAGAUCGCCACCGAGUGCUACAAGGGCACUCACCUCACUGCCGCCAUCCUUCUCCUUUGGCCUAUCAUGAUCGUCUAUGUCCUCGGCCUUCCGAUCAUGACUGCCAUCCGUGGCUUUGUUGUCCGCGCGCUCUCCCGGGAUCCUGCAGUCCGCCUCCCCUCUGAUGCUAUGCGCUUCAACCUCUUCCUGGUUCGGGAUGGCCUCCGGUUCCUCUUUGCUGGCCUCACUGCCUCGCGCGCGCCCAUCGGCACUGUCCCCUUCAUCACAGUCCUCGCCAUCUCGGCCAUCUCGGUCUUUAUCCGCCAUUCGCCGUCCACCGAGCUGGUCGGCACUGCCGCCGUUGUCGCCACCUCUAUGGUCGCCAUCGCCUGGGCGUCUAUCUCCCGCUGGCGCGCAAUCGCAUCUGCGGUCGCAACCACCUGUAUCGCUAUCGUGGUCGUCGUCAUCGCUUCCGAGGCUGCAUCUACCUUUGCCCUCGUCACCACCAUCAUCAUCUACCUCGUCGCCAUUUGCGCCGCAGUCGCCACCGCUCGUGCCCGCACAGAGCACACCGAAACGACCCGCCCGCGCUACAUCGAUGAGUAGGCCAUUUUAAACCAGCUUUCUACCCCUC